UUUCCUCAUUUUGUUGCAAUUAAGAGAGUGUAGGUGUGAACGGAGUCUAAAAUGGUAAAAAACAAUUGCCUCUCAGUAGCCUGCCUUUUCCCAUUCGCGUCUCAACUUCUUGUAUCCAAAACGGAACCCUAAUCGCGUCUUAAAUCAAACUACAUCAGCUACGGAUCUUCUCGUUGUUCUGUUGGAUUUCUGAUUCUGUAUGUUUUUGUCAAUUUUCCUUCCUUUUCAUAUUUUUUUUUAAUUCUUGAUAUUUUCUUGUGUUUGAUUUAGUGCAGAGAGAAAGCAUAAUUCUGUUAGUACGUAUGACGGUGGACAUACGGCCAAAGAUCUUUAAUUCUUUCCAACAAGGUUUGAACGAAUUAGUUACAUCGUAUGAUAUGCUGAUUAUGUUGUUUGUUCCACCAUAAGUGAUACUUACAAAUGUGCGCAAAUGCCUAGAAAAUUAUUCUUGAAUACUCCUAAAUACUUAAAUAGAUGCUAUUGAUGUUGUUGUUUCAAUUUUGUUAUCAGUUUCUGUUGAUUAUGACAAAUUCGAUGUAUGGGUGUAUAUAUAAGCAAGAUCGAUUGCAAACAAAAUUGAUUGACACUUAAAAAACACCAACUAUUCUUUUCAUCAAAACAUUGAGCAAGUAAUAGUACUUUGGAGGGGGUAAAGAAUCACAGGGUUCUGGAAAAGAGAUAGGACUAGAAUCGAACCAGACUAAUUUUUGGCCAGUGAAUGUUACAUGCCAUUCCUACAACUAAAUUUUUUUUGGUCUAUAUUUUGAUAACGAAACUUUUUUUAAUAAAUAACAUUUUGAAUUAUAUGAUAUUAUAUUUAUAUUUUAUAUUGUUUAUUUUAAAUAUGUCCUGGAAAAUAUAUCUCUAUGAAAACUCUUAGUUCGGUUCCUACGUAUAAAAAAUUAUUGAAUUGAUUCUAAUACGAAUAAAAUAGUCCCUUAUGCAUUCUUUAUUUACUCAUUUAUAUGUAAUACAUUCUUGAUUUGGUUCGUAUUCUAUAACCUUUUUUAUUUUUUGUACCUUAUAUGUAAAGAUUGACAAGUUGUUGGUCAAAUUUAGCUCUUUUGUCUCAAAUCUAGUCUUGUGGAUGCAAAAAGAAGUAAUUGAAAUGAGAAUUAUAAUCAAGGUGACUAGUCAGAUUUUAACAAAUGUAUUAGCCAUGAAUAACCAAUUCAAGGGUUGUUGGAAUUUCGAAAGUUUUGUUAUUUGGAGUUUCGAAACAGUGGCUGGUCACAUUAUGUUUUUGGGUUUUGUGCUUUGUAGUGAUUAUUUGACAUUGGAUUUGUCGGGAUCUUGAAACCUUUUGCGAUGAACAUACUAUAAAAUGAUCUUUGGAUUUGUCCAAAGUUGUUGGAAUUCAUUUAAUUGUUGUACUAGGCUUGUUUUGGUUUUGGCAGGUUUCAUAUAACAGGAUUGUAUAGUGGUGGAAUAUGGGUAUCCUUAAAUAUUGCCUAAGAUGUGGAAGGUUUUGAUCCUUUUGUACAGGUGGGGGAAUUGAUGAUUGUUUUCAAGAUUGGGAAUAGAUUAUGCCACUUUUCAGUGUUGGUAUUCUUCCUUUUCUAAGUAGCAAAAUUAGAGAGUAGAUGUAAAAUUUUGUACUAACAAAUUUAAAAAGUGAGACUUGAUCAAACCACUAAACUUAUCAAUAGCUAGUCAUACUGUCAAUUGUUUUCUUAAUACUAGAACGUGCAAACAAGCUAUUUAGGGCAUAUCAAAUAUUGAAUUUGUGAUUGCGUUUUAUUUUUUUCAUUCCCCACUUUAUUGGGGAUAGCAACAGGGACACUGACCCUUUUUAUAUCCUGUUGUAGCACUUUGUGACAUGGGAUAGCGACAGGUACAUUACGCUAAAAUAAUACAAAAGAAGUUGAGAAACACAUAACUUUGUCAAAAUAAAUUUGAUUAUUAACAUUGACAUUAUUUCAUAUUCUAAGUUGAACACAAAUUGAAGGAGAACAAACAGGAACAAAACAACCACAAAAUUAGUAUUUUUGUCUCUCCAAUCUCUUGAACUUUAAGAGAACAGUCAUGGACAGACGCACGACCACCACCAGGCCAGUAGUGAUGUCUUCCUCUUCCAUCACUGGCACCACCACCAUAACAAUUCAAAACUCUGAGCCAUCUACCUCUUCAUCUCAACACCAACAACAGCAACCAGAAGAAGUACUUUUCCUCCCCCUCAAUCGCAAGAAGAAAAAGGUCAGUUGGAAAGAGGGCACCGUGGACAAUGAGUUCAUGCAGAAGAAGAGUUCCAAAAGGUGUUGUAUCUUCCAUAAGGAGAAGCCCUUUGAUGAAGAUGACAGCGAUGAAGAUGAUCAUCACUCUGAUGAACGCCCUCACGAUAGUAGGUUUUGCUGUAAGAAUCAUGAUGAAGCUGGCCCAAGAAGCUAGAGAAUUGAUUCACCUGAGCGGUGAUUAAUGAAACCUAAAACAUAUAUUUGUAGAGUAAAUGGUGAAAUCGUUGAACUUAGGUUUGCAACUCAAUAAUUAUUUAAUUUCGGUUGCAAUUAUAUGAUUAUGACAUUGAAACUAGAGGAUGUUCAAUUUAAAUUUAAGUGUCACAAAUAGUUGCCUACUUUAGUAGUGAAUAAGAGUUUCACUAAUUUUUGUCUCAA
Molecule: messenger RNA, 2612 nt
Organism: Vigna unguiculata (cowpea)
Lineage: Eukaryota; Viridiplantae; Streptophyta; Magnoliopsida; Fabales; Fabaceae
Source: RefSeq, a predicted model, not a curated record